CUUUCGAGUUUUGGGCGAGCCUCUCAUCCCCGAAAGUCCCCAGUUGAUUUAGGUUUUCCUCCUUUCUCAAAAAAAUCUAGAUUUUCCCCACCAGUAGCAGCGCGGCGGCGACGGCGGCAGGACGGUCGGCCUCUCCGGCUUGCCGAGAUGGACAUGGAUUCGGAGGAGGUGGGGAGAAAGAGAGAAACGCACCACGGGACCGAGAUGGCUGAGGGGAGUAGGAGAACCUCGAGGAAGAUCACGGAGCCCAAGUGGCCAUCAGUAAUUGAGAGGAUGGAUGCUUCGGCGAAGGUGGUACGAGAGAGGAAUAUGAAGCGACUGGUGGUCAAGUGGAACGCGGAGAACCCCGACGCGGCGCCGCUUGUGCUGGAAGAGCUCACGGAGCAGCAGCGAACUUCUCUGAAAGAAGAGGAUUUGGCCAGGGAGGUUGUGAUGUCCAAGGCAUUGGUAGCCAGGAUGUUGGAGGAAGACAGGAGAGUGGAGGAAAGGGAUCCGAACCAAGACAACGACGACCGGUUUUACCAAGAGUUCCGAGAGCGCUGGCAGCGGAAAUGGGCCAAAGAGUUCGGCUCCUUCGAGGACAAGACUCGGAUCCCCGCCAUGUGCUUCACGGAUGAUCCCAUGUUCCACAUCACCAGUGCCCUGCCUACUAUGCAGAUCUUUUCAGUCAAAGUUGAGGAAGUUGAUGAGAAUUUACAAUGGCCGCUGGAUGUUUAUGGUAUCAUUGCUGUGCGGGACGACAUCGAUCACAAUCGCAAUGUUAUCUUUGAGCGCACAAGGGACAACUGCCAAACCCUCAAUGAGCAGGAUCCAUAUUUAGUACUAACAGGUCCUGCCCGUGCUCCUGUGAUGUUAUGUGGGCCUGUACGUUUGGAUGCCAUGCUGAUGGUUAAGUGUGCUGACGAAUCCGAGGACAAAAAUCUAAGCCUCCUUGCCACACGCUAUGAGUGCUGCGAAUCAAUCAAUUAUCAAGCGAGUCAUGGAGAGCUCGUUGUUAAUUCGUGCGGGAGCAGCCAAAAAUUUAAAAGCAAGCUCAGCACAUUGGAGCUGACGUGUGGCAUUGUAGUCUCAUCUGUUGAGGCCACGAUCAGUGUUCGUAUUGUUGAAGGGUCAUGGCCAGAUGGAUUCAGCGGGCAGUUCAGUGCCUUCACUGCUUGUGUCAGUCAUAUGAAGGUGCUACUGUUAAACUUUGGAGAUGGGAAUUUCCUUAUUUCUGCCGAUGGCACCAUUAAGCUCUCGAGACGUGUGGUUUCUGUUGAAAGCUUUGGGGAGCUGAGAAUUUGUGCAGCAGCAUCGCGAGGCAGCAAACAAGUUGAACGUGAGGUGGUUUUUCAACCUCUGAAAUCUGGUAGGAGCUCUGAAACGCUCAACCUUGGCGCUUGUAAAAUGGAAAUCACAGUUGCCUGGUCUCUCUUCCCAUUACGCUAUCCCAUUAGCCGUAUUCCUUGAAGCAAGGACGGGUGAGGCAAUCAAGGUUGGGUGAGGUGAUAGUAGGUGGUAUCUAAUGAUAAUAACCAAUCUAUUGUGUCAAGCCCUCCAUUCCAAAACACAACUCAUAUAGAUUUUUUUCAUUUGUUCCACAACACAUCUCAUUUUUCUCUUGGUACCCGCACCCGGCCAAUAACUACUCACAUCCAUUUACUGUUAAUUCAAUAUGAGUGGUCAGACAUUAGAAACGAGAGUUGCCUUGGUCCAAGUGCACAAAUCUAUGAGUUGUGUUUUGGAA
Molecule: messenger RNA, 1726 nt
Organism: Brachypodium distachyon (stiff brome)
Lineage: Eukaryota; Viridiplantae; Streptophyta; Magnoliopsida; Poales; Poaceae
Exons: 3
Coding region: 148-1449 (433 amino acids)
Source: RefSeq, a predicted model, not a curated record